This is a messenger RNA of Wasmannia auropunctata (little fire ant), 1513 nucleotides long. RefSeq lists its product as uncharacterized. The record is from RefSeq and is a predicted model, not a curated record. NCBI's taxonomy places the organism in Eukaryota, Metazoa, Arthropoda, Insecta, Hymenoptera, Formicidae. The transcript is spliced from 4 exons. Bases 343 to 1401 code for a protein of 352 amino acids.
UAGCAUCACUCCCUAUACAGUGUACACAUUUCAUGUCGUAUUCAGUCGUGUUUGAUGCAGAAUGAAAUCCCCUACGAGGAAGUACGUCCGUAAAACUCGCGGGAAUAGUUUGUUAUCGAAGGCCUUGAUCUAAUCGCCCGUAAGUUUGUAAACAUUAGGCCGAUAAAUCGCGUUGAAUACUCUGAUGCAUCAGAUAUGAGUUCCUACAGUGCUCAAUCUUUCGCAACGUGACGUGUAUUAUGAAGCUGCGACAAGAAACUAACCUAAAGUGGACGUUCUUGACGUAACACAGUCAGUAUUAUUGUCUCCGAUUGGCCACAAAAUCUUAUUAAACGAUGAGCGAUGCGUAUCAAAGGCCUGCUAUUGUUGCUUAUCUGCAUAGCAGGGAGCAGCAUCGUGUUUAUCGCUUUCAGCAAUCAACGACCUUCCAUUCAGACAUUAGUGACGGAGACUCACAAACAGUUGCGGAGCUUCCAGGAAAAUUUAAAAGACGUUGAGGAGAAACGUCUAGUGACAGAUUCUAAGUACCUUGCGUUGCUUGGUCUGGAUGGACAGACAACCACCACACCGAUCAGUUCCAAACCUCAUAAUGUAACGGUUGUGUCGCUCGUAAGGCCUGGAAACGAGCAAUAUAUUUAUGGCUUCGUUAGAAACGUUAGCCAUUUUUUGCCAAAUAAUAGUAUUGUAAUUUAUAGCGUCGGUUUAAACGAAGAUUCCUUACAAAGUAUUAGACUCGCCUGUAAUUCUACGAAAUGUAAUGUGACUCAAUUUGAUCUAAAUCCGUUUCCUGCUCACGUCGAAGAUGACACGCUGCAUGUUUAUAGACCUUUAGUUAUUCAAACAGCUUUAAAUACGCUAGGUAGUAUAAUCUAUAUGGAUUCCAAUGUACGUCUGAAUUCUUCAGACAUCGCAAAAUAUCUCUGUCCAAAAUCUGGAAUCUUAACUUGGCCUACAAGGCACGCCAUUAGUUCAUUGACACAUCCAAAGAUGUACGAGUACUUUCAUGCCUCUGCUGAGAGUUUCUUCUUUCUCCCACUGAUUAGAGCCUCACACUUAAUAAUUAGCAAUUUUAAAGACAUUAGGGAAAAGGUAAUGCUGCCUUGGGUCCAGUGUGCAUUGACGAGGGAUUGUAUUUCCCCUAUUGGUGCGCAAUCGGCGGGCUGUAGAUUCAACAAAAAGCCACAAUACCGAUAUUCUGGUUGUCACGCAUACGACACCUCCGCGUUAAAUAUAGUUUUGGGAUUGCAUUUUAACUUUGAUGAUACGUACUAUGUAUACAAGGAGCGGGAGACGUACUUUAACAAAAUUCAGCCCGAGGAGAUCACCGAGGAGUACCUUAUGAUUACACGGCAAAACAACGCCACCGAGACCAAUGUUAAGAAUUUCAUUCAGGAGCGCUAAAUCUUUUUUGAUCUCAAUUUACCUUAGGUAAUACGUCGGAUAAGCACAACUUAAUUUAAGAUUGUUAAGCAUUGAAUUAAAUUAUAAUAAAUAGCGGAAUGACAAACUUCAA